AUGCAAAACUUCGCAGAACAUUCGUCCAACGCCAUUACCAAACCUACAAACAGUCGGAUCCUUUAUGAUAUACCGUGUAAAGUGUGCAAGGACUUUUCGUCCGGCAAACAUUACGGCAUAUACGCAUGCGACGGAUGUGCCGGAUUCUUUAAAAGAUCUAUUCGGCGCAAUAGACAAUAUAUUUGCAAAUCAAAAUCGGAAGGCGCAUGUCCGGUUGAUAAAACGCAUCGGAAUCAAUGUCGAGCAUGCAGACUCCGAAAAUGUAUGCUUUCGGGCAUGAAUAAAGACGCUGUUCAACACGAACGCGGUCCUAGAACUUCAACAGUUCGUCGACAACUUCAAGGACUCUGUUACUCAAAAGAUCGAUCGGCAAGUAACUCACCGCCGUUAGAUUUAACGCCCAAGAGGUCUCCAGAAUGUUCGGCCACUUGUUCAACUCCACCCGGUAGAUACAUUCCUGAUUCGCAUUUAUAUUUGUCGGCAUUCCGACCACAGAUGUCAAUGAUGCCGAGAUUUUUAAACACUAUGAGACUCACACAAGCAGUUUACGAGACGGCUGCUUCAAUUUUAGUCACAGUUUCCACGAUCAAGAGUUUUCCAGCUCUAAUGACUCUACCUUUUGUCGACCAGUUUGAAUUGCUCAGAGAGAGUUGGCACGAACUGUUCAUAUUGACAGCCGCUCAAUAUUUUUCUGACACCGAUAUCUCUUUGCUGCACGAAGAACACCGGUCUAAUUUUGGAACAUCGAUGGACAUUGAUGAACAAAUCGCGGUGUUCAAGGAUACGUUGGCUGCGGUCAAACACCGACAAGUCGAUCCGAUCGAACAGUACUUGUUGAACGAAAUUGUACUGCUCAAAUCAGAAUCGGUCAAGGGUCGCGGCUGCAGCAGUUCCGAAGACACCGAGACCAUUUUGGACGGGUUGUCUGUAAAGAGCAAAGAGGCGCUAAGACGGCAUGUACAUCACGUGCAUUUGGCCCGGCCAGACGCGCGGUACGAAGAAUUGAUUGAGAUAUUGCCCAGCAUCCGGUCUGUGCCAAAAACCACAGUGGUCGAGCUAUUCUUCCGCCGCACCAUCGGCCAAACUCCCAUCGAACCGUUCGUGUGCGGCACAUACACUAACUAUUUGCAGACGGCACCGCACUUGCAGACUAUCAUCAGCAAAGCUAAGAUUUGCCAUUGCUUGCAAUGAAGGAAGUGGCGUAUAUAUAUAUAAUGUUAAAUGCCAUGUGAUGAACUAUUUACCUACAUUUUACGCGACUUUGACAUAAACGCUAAUAUAUAUAUGGGUACGUAAUAUUAUUAUUAUUAAGGCUGUAAUAAUUUAUUAUACUAUCAAAUAUACGAUCCAUAUACAUAGUGAUA
Messenger RNA from Melanaphis sacchari, 1364 nucleotides. RefSeq names its product nuclear receptor subfamily 2 group E member 1-like. The coding region runs from base 1 to 1191 and encodes 396 amino acids. Gene Ontology annotation, biological process: positive regulation of transcription by RNA polymerase II; anatomical structure development; cell differentiation. The record is from RefSeq and is a predicted model, not a curated record. Gene Ontology annotation, molecular function: RNA polymerase II cis-regulatory region sequence-specific DNA binding; zinc ion binding; nuclear receptor activity. The transcript is spliced from 7 exons. Lineage: Eukaryota; Metazoa; Arthropoda; Insecta; Hemiptera; Aphididae.